Messenger RNA from Talaromyces rugulosus, 924 nucleotides. RefSeq lists its product as uncharacterized. NCBI's taxonomy places the organism in Eukaryota, Fungi, Ascomycota, Eurotiomycetes, Eurotiales, Trichocomaceae. The transcript is spliced from 2 exons. Gene Ontology annotation, cellular component: extracellular region. Bases 1 to 924 code for a protein of 307 amino acids. The record is from RefSeq and is a predicted model, not a curated record. Gene Ontology annotation, molecular function: hydrolase activity.
AUGUUCUCUCGAGUUUUUUUUGGUAGCCUAGCUGUCGCAGCCACUCUUCUCUCCCAGCAGUGCGCCGCCAAAUUCCCUUUUGGAGGUUAUCAACUGGAAACUGUCAAUAAUUGGGGGGAUAACCCCACUGGCCUGGAGAUGCAGAUCUAUAAGCCCGGAAAUGUUGCUGAAAAACCUGCCGUCAUUUUCGCGCUUCACUUUUGCUUCGGGUCAGGCAGCCUGUAUAAUGACCUGAACAACUACUCGGAACAAGCCGAUGAACAUGGUUUUAUCGUUGUUUUUCCUUCUAGCCUUCACGAGAACGGCUGCUGGGACGUCUCAUCAAACACCUCUCUGACCAGGUUCGGAGGUGGAGACAGCACUGGGCUAUUCAACAUGGUCAAGUUCGCCAUAUCCGAAUAUGGUGCUGACCCAGCCCAGAUCUUCGUCACCGGUUCCUCCUCUGGCUGCAUGAUGACCAACGUCAUGAUUGCUCUCUACCCAGACCUGUUUGCUGCCGCGACCUGCUACUCUGGCGUAGCUGCAGGCUGUCUUGCCGGCUCUCCCAGUUCCAGUCCCAUCUUUUCAGAUCCUGCGUGCGCCAAUGGCAACGUUAACAAGACUGGCGAACAAUGGGCCCAGAUUGUGUACAAUAUGGAUCCAGGAUACAAGGGUCACAGGCCCAAAUUUGCGACCCUACAUGGAACGGCUGACACCGUUGUCUCUCCGAGUAAUUUAGACCAGGAAAUUAAACAGUGGUCAACCGUGUUCGGAAUCAAACAGACUGCCUCGAACCCCAACACGCCGCAGCAGGGAUACACGCAGCUUGUCUUUGGUACCGGAACACAGUUUGUGGCGUACUCUGCAGCUGGUGUAGGACACACUGUGCCUGUUAAUACAACCUUGGAUCUCGAGUGGUUCGGUAUUACAAGCAAUGCCGCUUAG